Messenger RNA from Dentiscutata erythropus, 1527 nucleotides. NCBI's taxonomy places the organism in Eukaryota, Fungi, Glomeromycota, Glomeromycetes, Diversisporales, Gigasporaceae. The record is from the annotation of a GenBank genome assembly.
AUGGUAUCUCUCGUUGAAGCAAAUUAUAGGCUGAUUGAUGAAAUAAAACAUAUCAUCAUAAACCUUAAAAGAAGUAAAAAAAUCUUUGACCCAAUUGUUCAUUCUUCUUCAGAAACUGUACAGCUUUACAUUAUAAAACAUAAAAGAAUUCGCAAUGAAAUAGUGAGUAUAGAAAACAGGUUAUUUUAUCCGUAUAAUAAAGUAAAAGACAAAUAUGAAAAAUUGUUAGAGGAACAUGAGAAUUGCGAAAAAAGAUUACUUCCAAUUCUAAUAAAGACUAUAAUGAACAAACAAGAAAGACAACAAGAAAAUUUUAUAAAUGUUUAUAAGUUAGAAAUCAGUUUACCACGUAUCGAUUCUACGUUAUUAUUUGAUCCUCCUAUUGUAGGUGACUCGAAAUUAAUUUUCGAAAAUGAACCUGAUAGGAAACCAUAUGCUUCAGAAAUAAAACCAGAUAAUAAUCAUAUCUUGAGUAUUAUCAAUUGGUCGGCACCCGAAAUGAUGCAAAAGAAUGCCCUAUAUACACAAGAAUGUGAAAAUUUCAGUUUCAUAAUGCUUUUAUGGGAACUAGCUUUCCAAAGGAUUCCGUAUGAAAACAUGAAUAAAGAAGAUAUUAUUGACCAUGUUACACGUGGUCGUAGAGAAUCCUUAUAUUCACCAUUUUUCACAUUGGACUUUCUUAACGUUCAAAAAAAAUACUUAAGAAUCAUUGCAGAUGGAUGGGAUGAUAAGCCAUAUAAAAGGAUCAGGUUGGAUAAUAUUUUAUUGGAAUUUUCAGAUAUUGAAGCUAAACUUACCAAACUUAGGAGAAAUAAUUUUGGUUGCUUCUAUUCAUCUGAUCGACUCGAUAAUCCUUACGAUGAGUCCGUGAAAGAAACACUAAAAAACCUAGAACCUGAAAAAAAACCGAGAAGUGUUUUUGGGAGCGACGCUCAUGAUGAUGCCUUCACCAUUAGCAAAGAAUAUCAUAAAACAGAUAUCUUUAUAGCAGUUCAGGACUCAGUUUCUUCUGAAAGGUAUAAAGAGAUUGUGUCUAAACAAAGAGAUGAUGGUUCUAUUGAAUUGGAUGAUGUAGUAUGCAAUGAAUUAGAGGUACUUAAAGAAGAAAUUAUCACUGCGAUCCAAGAGAAUGUCACAAAUGAGAUGCUUAAAUUAUCCGAACUCCCGUCAUUAUUUUCAACUGCUAUUAAUCUUUCUUAUCUUAAAAAUACCGCAUCUAAAUUUGAAGAUCAAUGGAAAGAUAAAUACAAUAAAGCUCGUGAAUAUCUCUCAAAGCAAAUAGGUAAUGCAGCUGCUGAGAAAGAACUUUUGGAGUUCACGGAUAAUUAUGUAAUUGAUAAUUACGCGAAAAAAGCCAUUAAAGAUAAAAAGAAGUCUUCUGUUGUACGUGUUCAAACAUCAUUAAUUCCCGAUAAACAUGAAGCAGUAGUAUCUAAAGAAGAUAGACCCAUUGAAUUGUAUGAGACUAUUUGUAAAGAAAUAGAAGACCCUACGGAAGACAUUAAUACCCACAGGAUGGGCAUAUAA